ACUGUGUAAAAGUCUGGAGACCCGUGGAGCGAGAGAUUCAGUCAGUCGAUAGCCGUCGGGGGCGUCGUUCACACACGUACAAGUCUCGCUCUCUCCCUUUUGGAACCCACCGAAUUUCAGAAAACAGUUUUUACCUUCGUCUUGUUAACAAGUUAUUCUCUUGCCAACAAUUUGGACUGUGCGAACCCAAAAGGAUUUUUUAUUUUUAUUUGAAAAAUUCCCUUCUUUGUAAUUGCACUCCUUUCGUAUUUUAUCCAUCUCAGAUUGUUGUUGCGCAAUUGACACCUUGUCCGCGCUCUUCUUCGUCGGUUUUUUUGUUGUUUUACCUGAGUGCAUCAACCGCCGCCGUUAUUGUAGAGGAACAGGAGUGGGACGACCCAUUUCUCUGGACGUAACCGAUUCCUCCCCACUGUUAUAUUACUUUUCUCUCGGCCGGCGUGAACAAUUAAACGAAAGAAAACUAAAUAGCCGGCAGCGCCAGUGUCCGGUGCGACUUCCUCUUCGGUCUAGUGUGUAAAUACACACGCACUCAGACACACACACACAGUAGAGAGAGAGUACACACACACAACAGCAACUACGUGCCAUCGUCGUUUAAAGCGCUCUCGUCUACCUCGGCUGUUGUUUUCUUCAUUUCGUGCGUGAGUGUCGAGAGGGUAUUACCGUUGGACAGGAACGGACUCCGCCCGGCUCUGUGGGAGAUUUUUUGGUGUGUGUUUACGGUACAGCUGGCCGGCUGGUUCAAGUGUGUAUCUCUGUGUGUGUGCUGUUGUUGUUGUUGUUUGUGUGCCCGCGCGUCUGUGUACCGGCAUCAUCAUCGCAUUUUCCCAUUGACCAGUUCGUCGGCCUCUACAUUUUUUUUCUCUCUCCUUCACGUUCGUUUGUUAAGUUCUCCCGCGUCCUCCUCUGUGGGUCCGGUUGAAUGGUGGCGACUCGUCUUGUUGACUGUCCCGUUUCCGAUGCUCUCCGACUCGAGAGCUGUGUCAACCCCACUUCAACUCUUUGGUGAAAGCGUCACUUAAUUGGCAACUGUCAGUGGCCAUCAGCCAACAACAAUUAGUGCGAUCGUGCAGCACCAGUUUUGCCUCUCUUUUGUUUUCUACCCUCCCCACUCCCAACCCCGUUUUCAUCCCUUCCUUCCUUCCUCCUCCUCCCGCGCCAAUUUCCAUCCAUCAAAACUCUACGACGAACGAGGAUUACAUUGGCUUGUAAACUCAUUUGCGCGUCGCCUGCAAACAGUUUGGACGUUUUCUCACCCGACAAACAAACUUCCACCGGUUCCACCGAAAGUGUCAAAUUCGCCGUUCGCUCGAAUUCGGCAACUUAUCGACAAUAAACAGCCAAAGACGCUGUGCCAUCAAACCCAACGACCCCCACGUGCAACCCCGCCGUCGACCCGAACAAUCCGAGCAACAACAACUACAACUACUACUAGUAAAAAUACGAGAGAAGGAGAGGAAAACUAUAUACAUUCGGAGGCAGACCGCGUUGACGUUGUCUUGAUCCCCCCCGUCAGGAGAUUGGCCCACCAGACCGGGGCUCUGCCAUCAACCCGGAAUUCGGAGACCGCCCUCUCGUCCGUCUUCUUGUCUUGAAGAACACACGCCGAUAACGCAGGUUGGAUCUGCGUGCAUCGUGUUGGAUUUUGACAGCGUACUGCUUAUUCGUUCUUCAAUCGGCAAGCGAAAAGAGGAAAAAGGGUUAUAUCAUCCUGGAUGCCUACCUUUGACGAAGCUAGUCAUCUCACAACUCUCUCUACCGGAAGAACAAAGAAUCCAUUCGUUCGAGUGGAACACACGUGAAGAAGCCUGCUCUUCUUCUUUUCGGUUUGAUUCAUCUCGGGGAAAUUUUCAGUUUCGUUAACGUCGUCCUCAGCUUCUUCCUUCCGAACGGCGGUGAAAAAAAGUUGACUUUCAACAUGGUUUCCAUUCCGCUCCCGGAUGGAGUCAGGACGUUGCUCCGAGUAUUGGUAUGGUCAACGGUGAUCUGCUGCCUGGCUGCCGCCUGCCCGGAAUCGUGUACCUGCAAAUGGAAAGGCGGGAAACAAACGGUGGAGUGCGUCAACAAGGGACUGAUUGCUUUGCCGGAAGGCAUGGAUCCCGAGACUCAGGUGUUGGACAUUUCCGGAAGUACCCUUCAGAUUCUACACCGGACACUGUUUCAGCGCUACGGUCUCGUCAACCUUCAACGUGUUUACUUGGCCCGCAGUAGGCUCGGACACCUGGACGAUCUCACGUUCCAGGGACUAACCAAUUUGGUGGAAUUGGAUCUUAGCGACAACAUGCUGACUUCCAUUCCGGUGGCAGCCUUGUCUGAGCUACCAGCCUUAAUGCGACUCUCCUUGGCUCGUAAUCCUGUGCGUCGCGUGAGUGCCGAUUCCUUCCGUAAUCUGCGCUACUUGAUCACGCUGGAACUCAGUCAAUGUCAAAUCGAAGCUGUCGAAGUCGGAGCUUUCGACGGUCUCAAGGCCCUCGAGUGGCUCAAGCUAGACGGAAACGCUCUGGCAAACAUUGGCGGAUCGACUGUUCUUCCGCGAUCCUUGCACGGCGUCACCCUUCACGACAAUCCGUGGCGAUGUGACUGCCAACUCUCACAACUGAGGGCGUGGCUAGUUCAAUUUAACAUCCCACUCUCCAUGGAACCCAAAUGUUCUCAACCGGAGAGACUAGCCGGUCGCUUGGUCAAGUCGCUGGAUCCGAUGGAUUUCGCCUGCGCUCCGCAAAUUACAUCAUCCGUUACCAUUCUCGAGGUGUCAUUCGGCGAUAACGUGACACUUAGCUGCCAGGUCACCGGCGAUCCUGAUCCUCGAGUCUCCUGGUUUCACAACGGCCAGAAGAUAACAGCCACUUCUAGUAGUACGGCCGUUUACUCUUCCGCCAACGAAACGGAAGCCAACGAGUUGAGCUUCUACUACACUUUCAUCGGCGUCGACGGCUCCGACAGUCAGCGCAGCGUUUUGAACAUUGUCAACGCCACCAACAGAGAAAACGGAUCGUACGUCUGCACUGCGGAGAAUCGCGCUGGAUCGGCCCGUAACAAUUUCACUUUACUUGUCCAACCGCUGCCGACGCCUCCUCCACCGCCGGGGAGCAUUGAGUACGUUAUCACAGUGGGAGGAGUGGUAGCAGCCAUCGUUAUAACGAUGGUCAUUAUUGUCGUAGCGGUGGCUGUCCGUUGUUGUUGUUGCCGCCGCCGUAGUCACCGGACUCGAGACAAGACCGCAAAUAAUGUCGCUUCUAUCGGCGGCGUAGGCGACUCGACCAAGACCAAAGCCAACUCCAGCCUCUCCCCGGAGCUGCCCCCACGUCCGAUCCAGAUGUUGCCCUCGUCGUCCAGCGUUGGCAAUAAAGGCGAUAACGGCUAUGCUGUCGGAGUCCCGUUGACUGGCGGCGUGAGGGCAGGAGGCGGUGGGCGCGAAUAUCACUCAACGGCUCUCGACAGCACGCUGGAUCAAAGUCCCGAUUUGAUCAAUGACACGACAACUACCGCCAAGUGGAAAGAACAGAAUGCACAGGCCGUCUGUUUGGACGAUGGCCAGUUUUCGCCAUCUUUGUACGCCGGAGGAGCCACGUCAAGUGGAAAUGGCCAAUACUAUCCGUGUUCUGUCCCACAAUUGUCGACAAUUAGCGAGGCCGUGCUUCAGCAACAACAGCAGCACUUUUAUCCGGCUCAUUGCUCGACCAAUCCGUACAACAGUUCCAGCAAUUUGGCCGUUCUCAAUCCCGCUGGUUACUUGAUACCUAUGCCUAUGUCUGGACUCCCUUUGGUGGAUGCUGAAGGAUUCCCGAUCGACUACGGUCUACCGCGACCCAGUCGACCGACUCGACCGGCCCAAACUCACGUCCGCUUCGCCGAUCCGCCCUCGGUGAGCGUCCGCCACUAUGAGAACUAUGUCGUGGAUGGUGACAAUCAUCUGCAAGAAGCAACCAUCGAGAACUUUUUACCCGACCGCAAAUAUCCCGACUCGUACGAUCCAUUACCCACCAGCCCAAUGAAUGGCGGUAAUCAUUCGGAAAUCCGCUAUCCAUCGGAACGUUAUCCGCAGAACUUCUCUCCAUCUUCUUUCCCCGUUGGUUAUAACGGGACCGGCAACUAUGAAGAGAUCAUCGCCUCCCCCCCGUCUGCCUAUGCAGGACAUCACAACCAGCAACAGCAGCAACAACAACAACAUCAGCAGGACUACAUGUACCCACCACCCGGUCAAAUGAUGAAGCCAAACUCGUCUACGAGCAUUGAGAGUUCCGAGAAUUCGACUGUGACAUUGACGGGCGGUGCUCCGUCAUCACCUUUAGACGUCAGCAUCAACGACGCUUCCUCCUCCUCGCCGGGAUUCCUCUGUUCGACGCUACAGCGACAGCCACACGAAUCUCCAGAUGAGGGUUACGAAGACGAAGGAAUCGAUGGCACCGAAAUUUAAAAUGCUCGAAAGUGUUUAUAUUUUAAAAAUGUAAAAGUGCAUUUUCAUAGUGACAGUCAUGAAUUUUCUAUUGAAAUCAAUAGAUAGUAUCGACGUGGGAAAGUAUUUUAUUACUUGUUCUCGGCGAUGCAAUCGUCUUCUUCCUUUCUAUUUUUGUGAUGUCACUUUGUGCUAAUUAUGCUAUUGCACCUUAAUUACUGUAAGAUGCGACAAUUGCAGACUUAGAAUACCCAGAUUAUAAAAUAUCGAAUGUAUUGUAAUUCACCAUGUAUGAUCAACUGACGAUUUAUUAUCGAAUUGUUUAGGGUUUUUUUUUUCAUUCACUUGCGCCAACUAUCUCCUUUUUCCGUUGUCUUCUACCGUUUCUUGCAUUAAAAAAAAACAAAAAAACAAAAAAAAGAAGGGAGAAGAAAUACCAGCUUUGAUUUGAUUUAGAUUAUAAUAUUUACGCAGUUCAUAUAUUCACAUAGCUGAGAUUGUAUCCAGGUGGCGGUACAUUGCUGUCUAUUAUUUGGAUAAACACGAUUAUAUUUGUAUUUUAUCGACAGCGCAUGCAAACCGUUUUUUGUAUAUACAUAUAAUAAUAUAUAUAAGCGAAGAAAAAUGGUUUCUAUGUAACCGAGCCUGAAUAUAUAUAUAACGUGGUUUUCAUUA
Messenger RNA from Daphnia pulex (common water flea), 5071 nucleotides. RefSeq lists its product as uncharacterized. Lineage: Eukaryota; Metazoa; Arthropoda; Branchiopoda; Diplostraca; Daphniidae. Bases 1919 to 4417 code for a protein of 832 amino acids. Gene Ontology annotation, molecular function: protein binding. The record is from RefSeq and is a predicted model, not a curated record. The transcript has 3 exons.